AUGCCACCAAGCUCCCCAAACCGAGAUGGCUUUGAUUCUGACAAGGAGAAUUGUUGUGGUGAUGCUGAUGAUGACCUGUUUGUAAAGAAUCGAGCCCUCUCCCUGACUUUGAAGUCACAGCAGCUGGGACUGAACUCGAGCCCACGACGGCCCUCCACAGACUGGGGUCUGUCUCCCAGCAAGUUUCCAAUCAAGGCUCUGGACAAGGCCUGCCGAUCUACUUCCUUCUCGGACUGGUUAUCACGGGAUGCGAAGAAAGAGAGCAUCGCCAGCAAAAGUCCUGAGGUUGAUUCAGUCAAGCGAUGGAACUGUGACGUUAAGACCACAAUUGGGUCCAUCUCACACGACUUGUCGCCUAAGGUCCGCUCACCAGCCAAGCUGCAGCAGGAUUUACGUGAAGUGGAAUGGGAAGACAUUCCCACGAACACCGACCAGGAUCCGUUCAAGCUGAAUGGUGUGCAUGACCAGCAUUUUGACUCAUUGGCACAAGAGAGGCACCGCAGCGAGCCUGACAUUGAGCACAGCGGCGGAGGGUCGGGGCAAGCCGGGCGCUCGAGCAGCUACGGCGGAGGGGGGGCUAUGUCCGGGCUAAGCGCGGGGGGCAUGGGGGGGGAGGCUCGGCGCGUGCGCACGCGCAUGCCGCUGGAAAACCAUGCGCCCGUGGCGCCUUCGGAGGGGGGAGUGGCUAUUUUGCGCGCACUGCUGCCAUACACGCGCAAUUUUAUCUUCCCUGUUGCAGGUCUUCUUAUCGCUUCCUCACCCUCUCCCCUUCCUCACUCCCCUCCUCCCACAUCCCACACACAACCCCUCACACCCCUCAAACAACCUCCCCCUACAGGGUCUCUGAACACGGACCUCUCGUCUCUAUCCGCCGCGUCAGCGCUGCUGCCCUACACGCGCGAUUUCAUCUUUCCGGGGGAGCUGCUGCAGGUCGUCGUUCACAGGACCCCUAUCGAUCCCUUCACCCACCCCUCCUUCUCCGAACCUCCGCUUGCUGAGCUUCCCGGCGAGGCUCGGGACAGCAACGGGCAGCAGCCGUACCACCAGUCCAUACCGUCCGGAGGCUCGGGAGCGGCGAUAGGCGUGAGCGGAAGCGGUGGGGGGACGUGGGGGGAGGAUGCGCGGCGGGGGGUGGGGCUGCGCGCGGGGAAGGGGCGGAUUGGGCGGUCGGGAUUAGGGGGAGACUCCGAGAGCCCAGCCAAGGGAGGGGCAGGUCUUGAGUCCGAUCGUGGGAUGGAGGGAGGUGGGGAAGGAGAGGAAGGCGAGGGAUCCGCUGUGGUAGCUGCAGAUGGGUUGAGUGCGGUAGUGGCGUUGAGCGGCGGAGGGAGGGUGAGCGUGGGAGGGAGGGAGGAUGGGGAGGUGCGGCAGCAGAGGACGAACGAGCUGCUGGAGAUAGCACGGCGGUCGCUGUACGAUGUGCACUUGAGCGAGCCCAUCCCAGCCGCUUCAAGGCCACCUAACCAGCAGCAGCAGCAGCAGCAGGCGGGGAGGGAAGCAGCGCAGUCCCCAAGUGCGUAUGGGGUGAUGCCGGUGCCAGCGGACAUUGCAGGAUACGACCCCGCCACAGCAGCAGGGCUGGGCAGGCGUGUUGUCUCCACCAGCUCCCUACCCAAUGGGGACGUCGUGGUGCUGCUGGAAGUGGCGGUGUCCACCACAGCCCUCAUCCCAGACGCCACUCUCGAGAUCCGCCAGUUCGAGCGCUUCCCCAUGCCCUUCGGACCCCCCUCCGCCCCUCCACCCGCCCCUGCUCUUGCUGCUGCUGAUGGCACUGCUGCUGCUGCUGGUGAUGGUUCUGACGCUGCUGCUGCUGCUUCUGCCGAUGGUGGUUCUGCUCCUGGGUCGGAACACCACGAGAAAACCCUCUCUCCCAUGCCUGCUGCUGCUGCCGGCGGCCGUGGUGUAGCAACAGCAGGAGCAGCAGCAGGAGGAGGAGGAGGAGGAGGAGGAGGAGGAGGAGGAGGAGGAGGAGGAGGAGGAGGAGGAGGAGGAGGAGGAGGAGGAGGAGGAGGAGGAGGAGCAGCAGCAGGAGCAGUAUCAGGGUCCUUGGAAGAAUCCCAAGAUCUGCUCUUCUGGCUCUUCCCCUUGGAGCGCCUUCCUCCCAACUCCACCACUCCGUCCCCUGCUGCCGCAGCCAGACCUACCAUUCCUCUCCCUGCCGUCGCCACCUCUGGUUGGGGUACCCCAUCCGCUUUCAAUUUCACCUCUGCUGCUCCCCCUACCCCCUCGGUCGCCCCUAGCACGCCAGUUGGCUUCUCUCUCUCCCUCCCGCGCGUUUCCGCCUCCUCCUCCUCCUCCUCCUCCGCCCUAGCAGCAGUCAGCACUGCUGCCACAACAGGGAAUUCCCCGUCCAAUUCCCCCAAGAAACGCACCUCCUCAACGUUCCGAGACGAUGCGGGGGGAGCCGGGGGCGCGGGAGGGGGGACGGUUUUAGGCGGGUUGGCAUGGGGGACGCAUGAGACGGGCGCGGUGGGGUGGGAGGGGCUGUUAUCGUUCCGAGGGGUGCCUCUAGAGCCGCAGAGAUUCAGUGGGAAUUGUGGGCGGCUGGGGCCGUUUGUGCCGGGGCGGAAGUGGGUGCGGGGCGUACGGGUGCUGCAGCCGCUGUGUGUGGAGAGCUAUACGGCGGAAUGCGGGCAUGAGGAUGUGAUUUGCGUUAUGGUGGAGAACAUAUUGCCACGCGAGGGAGCAACAGCGGGCGUGAUCCUCUACGUGGACAGCAUAAGUCUGGAGGCGCGCUCCUCGGUCUCCAUGUCGCUGCAGCAGUCCCUCCCCGUGCACGUCGCCCGCCUCGAGAGUGGUUCCAGCAAGGAGGCCCUCCCAGGCCUGCCCCUGCGGCCCGGCGAGCAGCAUUCUUUCAUCAUCACUCCACAGUGCUCCGGCAACGCACAGAUCGUCAAGGCCCCUUCCGGAGCAAACAAGGACGCAGGCGGGCGGGGCAGACGACCAGGCGGAGGAGGAGCAGGAGGGGGAGGAGGAGGGAGUGCCAAAGGGGGCCCACUGUCGGGAGGAGGGAACGAGGGCUCGAGCAACUCGCUUGCGGCAGCGUUCUCGUUCGGACGGUUGACGGAGAAGGCAGCGGUUUUGGAGGAGGAGUCGGAGGGGGAGGACAUGCCGGUGGAUUCUUCGCCAGAAUAUUCACUCAUCAUCAGCUGCAGCUGCUCACACACAGCUGCCCAGCUGCGAUACCGCCACCCUCUCGCAUGGCGGCCGCGCCCCCCUCGGGACCUGCUCCUCUCCAUCUCCCCAGACAACAUCUCCUCCUCUUCCUCCUCCACCUCCUCUUCUUCCUCUACCUCUACCUCCUCCUCCCUCGUCCCUGCUUCCACGGAUACGAUGGCCUCCUCCGCUGCCGCUGCUUCCUCCUCGCAUGUGCACACUCUCCCUGAUGGCACGCUCGUUGCUGCUCCGCCCGCUUCUGGCCAGUGCUCCCGGCCUCUGACUGUGCGGGUGCGAGUGACCAACCUCACAGCCGCAGACCUCAACCUCACGCUCCUCGCGCCCACCACUCUCGCUGCCACCUCGCUCUCCCGCGUCUGCUUCCCCACCUCCCCGCGCCACUCCUCCAAUCUCCUCACUGCCGAUCCCACCACUGACCCUUCGCUGCUGGACCAGCCGCAGCAGGGGCAGGGGCAGGGCGGGGAGGAGGGGAGUGAGGACGACGAGGGGCUUUCUCCUCCCAUGUCGCCGCUACGAGCGUUCAAGUCUUCUUCUCUUGCUGCCACGCUGGAUCCCCCUGACGGCUCCAGAUCGCUCCUUCUCCCCGAUUUCCUCCGAAACCGCUCUCUCCACCCGAAGCCGCUCCCCUCGCUCACCUCCGACUCCUCAGCCACCAAGCCCCAGGGCAUCAGCAGCAGCGGCAGCAUAGGCGAGGCUGCUCAGAACCUGCCGGUUUCGGCUUCAGGAUCAGGAGGAGGGGGAGCGGGAGGGGAGGGAGGGGAGAGGAGUGUGUCGGCAGCGGAGCUGGUGGCCAUGCAUGUGCCUCACAGGACGCAUCUCUGGCUGCAGUCUGUUGUCCCCAUGGGGUCAGUUACACCUCCCUCACCUCCUUUCCCCCCGUAUGAUGACCCCUCUCUUUGUGCGCGUUCCACCUCCUGUGCCGCCGCCAGCAAGGUGCCGGCACUGGGCACAUUGGGGCUGCGCUGUGAGCUCGCCCUGAGCCCCCUCAAUGCUCAACCUCUCUCCUCUCUGCUCUCCCCUUCGGCCCCCUGUGCCGCCGCCAGCAAGGUGCCGGCUCUGGGCACAUGGCUCAAGGUGCCGGCGCUGGGCACAUCGGAGGUGCGAUGUGAGCCUGCCAUUAAGCUGCCUCAAUCGAAACUCACCCCCUUCUCACCGCUUUCCUGUGUGCUUCCUACCCGUCUCAUCCCCUUCCUCUUCCCCUCCCCCCCCCCCGCCUGCACCGCUGCCAGCAAGGUGCCGGCGCUGGGCACAUCGGAGGUGCGCUGUGAGCUGGUGCCACUGGUGGAUGGACUCAUCAACCUCGACACACUGCACAUCACCACCAAGCGACGAGCACUUCAGCUUCAAAUUCCCUCAUACCCCCCUUCCGCCCUUUCCCUCCCUUCUUCCCCUCGUCUGCUCCUUUCCUUCCACUCCUCUCUCCCCCCCUCUUCUUUCCCUUCCCCCUCUCUCUUCCCACCCCCCUUCCUCUCCCCUCUCCUUCCCCCACGCCUCUGUCUCCUGCCUUUCCACAGACACGCUGGAGUGGGGAAGACUACCCUGAUCAUACGCGUUAUGGAGCGAGUGAAAGAAGCCGUUCCUUCUCUUGUCCUCCGAGGGUUCACUACAGAGGAAGUGCGUAGAGACGGCGAGCGCAUUGGCUUCGACAUAGUCACAAUGGAGGGCGCCCGAGUGGCCCUCGCCCGCGUUCUCCCAUCAGACUUCUCUUCUCCUCUCCACACCAGCACGGCAGCUGAAGAGGACAGGAGCAGCAGUAGCAGUCCACGUGGCACGUUGUGGGUGGUGGAUGAGAUUGGGAAGAUGGAGCUGCUAUCCACCCGCUUUGCUGCUGCCGUCACUGCCCUGCUGGAUGCGCCCUUGCCUCUCCUCGCCUGCAUCCCUGUGCCCACGCACGGGAAAGACUUGCCCCAAGGUAGCAUUCAAUGUUUGACUGGCUUUUGA
Molecule: messenger RNA, 5115 nt
Organism: Closterium sp. Naga37s-1
Lineage: Eukaryota; Viridiplantae; Streptophyta; Zygnematophyceae; Desmidiales; Closteriaceae
Source: the annotation of a GenBank genome assembly